Molecule: messenger RNA, 480 nt
Organism: Fusarium venenatum
Lineage: Eukaryota; Fungi; Ascomycota; Sordariomycetes; Hypocreales; Nectriaceae
Source: RefSeq, a predicted model, not a curated record
AUGUAUUUCUCUAUUGCCUUUAUCACCGCUAUGGCUAUGGGUGCCAUUGCAAGCCCGAUGCCUCAGUCCGACAUUCCUCGUCCCAAUGAGAUCGCCCUUGAAGCACGUCUUUGGGGAUCCGAGAACUGCGGAUCUGGAGGAAACAGCCAGAACCAUGGCCGAUUGACUCUUCGCGGAAGAGACAACAACAAGUGCCACAAGUUUAACAAGAAUGUCAAGUCGAUCUACCAGUACGAUGACGAGGAUGACUGCGAACUGGUUCUUUUUGGCGACUCUGAGUGCAAGGUUCGCUUCAAGGGGCGUCUUCAAGAUGAUCAGUGCGUUCAGGCUCGCGGACUAUUCCGCAGCUACAAGUUGGUUUGCAGAGAUGACGACCGCAAUGAUCGCAACGACCACGAUGAUCACGAUGACCACGAUGACCACGAUGACCACGAUGACCACGAUGACCGCGACGACCGCGAUGACCACAGGGAUGACUAA